This is a messenger RNA of Pipistrellus kuhlii (Kuhl's pipistrelle), 1263 nucleotides long. RefSeq names its product repetitive proline-rich cell wall protein 2. Bases 1 to 1263 code for a protein of 420 amino acids. The transcript has 2 exons. The record is from RefSeq and is a predicted model, not a curated record. Lineage: Eukaryota; Metazoa; Chordata; Mammalia; Chiroptera; Vespertilionidae.
AUGGGGCUGGAGGCUGGAAUCCUGACGCAGUGUGGAACCCCCGGUUUGAAACCCCCGGUGUGGAACCCCAGUGUGGAACCCCGCCCCCAGUGUGGAACCCCGGUGUGGAACCCUGGUGUGAAGCCCCCAGUGUGGAACCCUGGUGUGGAGCCCCUGGUGUGGAACCCCCGGUGUGGAGCCCCCGGUGUGGAGCCCCCCGUGUGGAGCCCCGGUGUGGUGCCCCGGUGUGGAACCCUGGUGCGGGGCCCUGGUGUGGAACCCCGGUGUGGACCCCCGGUGUGGAGCCCUGGUGUGGAACCCCCGGUUUGGAACCCCCGGUGUGGAACCCCAGUGUGGAGCCCCCGGUGUGGAACCCCGGUGUGGAGCCCCCAUGUGGAACCCCGGUGUGGAGCCCCCGUGUGGAACCCCCGGUGUGGAACCCUGGUGUGCAACCCCCGUGUGGAACCCCGGUGUGGUGCCCCGGUGUGGAGCCCCGGUGUGGAGCCCCCGGGUGGAACCCAGGUGUGGAACCCCGGUGUGGUGCCCCGGUGUGGUGCCCCGGUGUGGAACCCCCGGUGUGGAACCCCCGGUGUGGAGCCCCCGUGUGGAACCCCGGUGUGGAACCCCCCGUGUGGAGCCCCCGAUGUGGAGCCCCCCGUGUGGAACCCCGGUGUGGAACCCCGGUGUGGUGCCUCGGUGUGGAACCCCGGUGUGGAACCCCGGUGUGGAACCCCCGGUGUGGAACCCCCCGUGUGGAAAUCCCGGUGUGGAACCCCCGGUGUGGAACCCCGGUGUGGAACCCCCGGUGUGGUGCCCCGGUGUGAAACCCCCGUGUGGAACCCCCGGUGUGGAACCCUGGUGUGGAACCCCCGUGUGGAACCCCCGGUGUGGAACCCCCCGUGUGGAAACCCCGGUGUGGUGCCCCGGUGUGGAACCCCAGUGUGGAACCCCGGUGUGGAACCCCCGGUGUGGAACCCCAGUGUGGAGCCCCCGUGUGGAACCCCCGGUGUGGAACCCCGGUGUGGAACCCCCGGUGUGGAACCCCGGUGUGAAACCCCCGUGUGGAACCCCCGGUGUGGAACCCUGGUGUGGAACCCCAGUGUGGAACCCCAGUGUGGACCCCCCGUGUGGAACCCCGGUGUGGAGCCCCUGUGUGGAACCCCCGGUGUGGAACCCCCCGUGUGGAAACCCCGGUGUGGAACCCCCGGUGUGGAACCCCGGUGUGGAGCCCCGGUGUGGAACCCCCGUGUGGAACCCUGGAAUGGAACCCCUGGCGUGGAGUAG